AUGCAAGAUAUCGUCGAAUGGUUGGUAGACAUCAUCAAAAUACAUGAACCACAACUGAGAAUAGAAGUACGACAUCACAAUUUGAAGGAUUGCUAUGCACUAUACUUGACCGCCACCUAUAAAAGCUUGCUGAAAGGUGCCGAGCUUUGCCAUAUCAAGAAGAAUGUGAAGAGCCACUUUGGUGGUGGCCUUCGAGAGUUUUGCUUCGAAGAAGCGCAGUGUUUUGCUGGAAUCGACGGCCGCAACACUUUCUUGACGGAUAUGGAACGAGCGUUUAUUGAAAGGCAUAUGAAAACUAUGUAUCUGUUCUGA
Molecule: messenger RNA, 312 nt
Organism: Cylicostephanus goldi
Lineage: Eukaryota; Metazoa; Nematoda; Chromadorea; Rhabditida; Strongylidae
Source: the annotation of a GenBank genome assembly